CUUCGCGGUGGAGUCUUUGCCGUUUAACUACUGCGUGGAUUCCCCCCCCCCGAAGCAGCGCGACGCCACGUGUCCUGGCCCGCCUCUCGCCUUCUCCUGCAGCCGGGCCCCGUUUCCCCGGCUUUGGCUUGAGCCCCCCGCCCCCUCGUGGGCUGUCCUGAGCUGCCGCUCGGCAUUCAAGCAGGCAAGGGGCUUCCCGGCGGAGCUCGGGCUAUGAGCGACGUGCCUCCUGCCCUCGGAGCGCCAGCUCCAGCAUCAUACACCUGCAUUACUUGCCGAGUAACUAUCAAGGAUGCAGAAGUUCAGCGAGCCCACUAUAAAACUGACUGGCACAGGUAUAACCUAAAGAGAAAAGUUGCUCAGAUGCCCCCUGUCACUGCUGAGAACUUUCAAGAGAGAGUACUAGCCCAAAGAGCAGGACUGGAAGAACAGAACAAGGCCACUGCAACUUACUGUGUGGCUUGCAGCAAGCGAUUUUCCAAUUUCAAUGCAUAUGCAAACCACCUGAAAUCCAGGAAACAUUUGGAGCUUGAGAAGAAGGCUGUCCAAGCAAUCAGCAAGAAAGUGGAACUCUUAAAUGAGAAGAAUUUAGAGAAGGGCCUUACUCAAGAGAACGUUGACAAAGACACUAUGAACACUGCUAUCCAGCAAGCCAUCAAAGCUCAGCCAUCCUCGUCUCCAAAGAAGGUUGCCCUGUCUGCAGAUGCCAUUGGUGGUUCUUUCAUGGAAGAAAGCAGCAGUUCGCUCCAGAGAAAAGAGCACGUGGAAAGACCACCUCGAUUACACUGGUUUGAGCAACAGGCUAAGAAGCUGACACAACAGCCGUCUGACGAUGAAGGAAAGGAGGAAGAUAUGGAGGAAGAAGGUUGGGAGGAUAUAGACUCAAAUGAAGACAUAGAGUCUGAAGAAGAGAUAGAGGGAAACCCAGAUGAAGCAGAAAACAGUGAACCGGGGAAUGAUGGGGCUGAACCUGAUGCAAUUCCUAUAACAGACUGCUUAUUCUGUUCUCACCAUUCAAAUUGUUUCAUGAAGAAUGUGGCCCACAUGACAAAAGCCCAUAGUUUUUUUAUUCCAGACAUAGAAUACCUUGUAGAUUUCAGAGGAUUGAUCAAGUAUUUGGGAGAGAAGAUUGGGGUUGGGAAGAUCUGUCUAUGGUGCAAUGAGAAAGGGAAGUCCUUUUACACAAUUAAAGCUGUGCAGGCACAUAUGAAUGACAAAAGCCACUGCAAGCUCUUCAUUGAGGGAGAUGCUGCUUUGGAAUUUGCGGACUUCUAUGAUUUCAGGAGCAGUUAUCCUGAUUACCAAGAAGGGGAGGAUGUAGAGAUGCCUGAACAAUUGCCAUCAGAAAAGAAAUUGGACUAUGACGAUGAAACUAUGGAGCUGAUUUUACCUUCAGGUGCCAGGAUUGGUCACCGUUCCUUGAUGAGGUAUUACAAGCAGCGAUUUGGUUCUUCACGAGCAGUAGUGGUUUGCAAAAAUAAACAGACAGUGAGCAGAGUGCUGCAGCAGUAUAAAGCCCUCGGUUGGACAAGCAACUCAGGAACAGCUCUGGCUCACGAGCGUGACAUGCAGUACCUUCAAAGGAUGAAAGCAAAGUGGAUGCUGAAAACUAGCAUGCAAAAUAACAUUACAAAGCAGAUGCAUUUCCGCUCACAAAUCCAGUUCUAAGAGCACAAUAAAAAGUGUUCAGUAUUGGAUGCCGCAAAUAUAUGGUUGAUGCCUUACCAGUGGUUGCGUUUAGGCUGCUAUUUCAAAUAUUUCAGUUGAAUGUUGUCAGUCAGACCUGCUCAAUAAAGGAUAUGCAUAAAAUG
Crotalus tigris (Tiger rattlesnake) is the source of this 1811-nucleotide messenger RNA. RefSeq names its product zinc finger protein 622 (gene ZNF622). Gene Ontology annotation, biological process: ribosomal large subunit biogenesis. The coding region runs from base 214 to 1668 and encodes 484 amino acids. Gene Ontology annotation, molecular function: zinc ion binding; nucleic acid binding. The transcript is spliced from 7 exons. Gene Ontology annotation, cellular component: preribosome, large subunit precursor. The record is from RefSeq and is a predicted model, not a curated record. Lineage: Eukaryota; Metazoa; Chordata; Lepidosauria; Squamata; Viperidae.